GCUCGCGCUGUCCCCGGGCUUCCGCGCACUUUGCGCCCGCGGGAACUUCGGCAGCGAGGGCGGCUGUCCCCGCCAUGCGGACCGGCGGCGGGCGGCUGUAGGGCGGUCGCCCCCGGCGGCAGGAUGGCCGGGGCCGGGGCCGGGGCCGGGCGAGCGCUGUGCUUGGCGGUGGCGGUGCUGUGGGGAAGCAUCCCAGGGCGGCCGGAGCCCACUUGCCAGCAGGUCCGCUCCUUCUUCCAGGUGCUGCAGCCCGGGCUCAAGUGGGUGCCCGAGACCCCGGGAGCAGGGUCUGAUUUGCAAGUGUGUAUCCCCAAAGGGCCCACAUGCUGCUCAAGAAAAAUGGAAGAAAAAUACCAGGUAACAGCCCGAUUGAACAUGGAGCAACUUCUCCAAUCUGCAAGUAUGGAACUCAAGUUUUUAAUUAUUCAGAAUGCUGCUGUUUUCCAAGAAGCCUUCGAAAUUGUUGUUCGGCAUGCGAGGAACUACACCAACAGCAUGUUCAAGAACCAGUACCAGAACAUGGCCCCAAGAACGUUUAAGUCUGUCGGGGAGCUUUUCACAGAUGUCUCUCUCUAUAUUCUGGGUUCUGACAUCAGCGUUAAUGACAUGAUAAAUGAAUUUUUCGACAGUCUGUUUCCGGCUAUCUUUUCGCAACUGAUUAACCCAGGCUUCCCCGAAACCUCCUUGGAAACGACAGAAUGCCUGCGGAGAGCGAGGAGGGAUCUGAAAGUUUUUGGAAAUUUUCCCAAGAUGAUGAUGACCCAAGUGUCAAAGUCACUGCAGGCCACCAGAGUCUUCCUUCAGGCCUUGAACCUUGGGAUUGAGAUCAUAAACACUACCGAUCACUUGAAGUUCAGCAAGGAUUGUGGACGGACACUGCUGAGGAUGUGGUACUGCCCUUAUUGCCAGAAUCUCAUGAUGGCUAAGCCCUGUGCUGGUUACUGCAACGCUGUAACUCAGGGGUGUCUGGCUAGUGUUGUGGAGAUCGACAAAUACUGGAGAGAAUACAUUCGGUCUCUCGAAGAGCUUGUUAAAGGCAUGCGGGGAAUAUAUGACAUGGAACACGUCCUGCUCAAUCUGUUUUCACUGAUACGAGACUCGGUUCUGUACGUCCAGAAGAGUGGAGGAAAGCUGUCCUCAACAGUUAGCAAAUUAUGUACCAAUUCUCAACCAAGGCAAUAUAGAUCAGCUUAUUAUCCUGAAGAUCUGUUUAUUGACAAGAAAGUAUUAAAAGUCGCUCAUGUGGAACAUGAAGAAACUUUAUCCAGUAGAAGAAGGGAACUGAUUAUGAAAUUGAAAUCUUACAGCAAUUUUUACAGUAGUUUAUCAGAGUACGUUUGUACCCACAGCCCUGUGGUCCCAAAUGAUACAUUCUGCUGGAAUGGACAAGAAAUUGUGGAGAGGUACAGUCAUCAGGUGGUCAGGAAUGGAGUCAAAGUUCAGUUUGGCCAUCAUGACUUGAAAACCAAAGGCACCGAGCCAGUAAUCAAUCAGAUUAUUGACAAACUGAAGCACAUUAACCAGCUCCUAAGAGGCAUGUCGAUUCCAAGACGUAAAACUUCAAAUAGAAACCUAGAUGAAGAAGAGACUCAAAGUGGAGAUUGUGAUGAUGAAGAUGACUGCGACGGAGCUUCGGGAGACGGAGGGUUAAGAGUUAAGAAUCAGCUGCGGUUCUUAGCAGAACUAGCUUAUGAUCUGGACAUGGAUGAUGUUCCCUUGAAUAAGCAACUUCUGAAUCGGCAAAACAAAGAUGGAGCAACAACUAACAAUCUUGGCUCGGGCCAAGCCACAUUGAACCACUUUACCCGUGUAACUUUUUUGGUGGCAUUCUUCCUCUUGUUGGUCCACUGACUAAUAGAACAGUCAUAGACUUUCUUGUAUAUCAAUUUUUGUGGUAUUCCUUCCAAGCUCUCAUUCUGAACUCUAGGCGCCUUUUCCAGACAUUAAAUUAAAGAAUAACAGUGUUAUGUUUUGUAUUAAAAAAUGGUAUCUUUAUUAAGGCAGUGAAUUUUAGUGUUAGUACAUUUGGUCCUAUUGCCAGGAAAAAUCUCUAAAAAGCGAUACCAAAUUAUUUUCCAAUCAGUUUAUAAGGAUUGGCUGCUCUCUCACACUGUGCACAGACAUACUUUCUUGAGAGUUAAUUUGCAUGUAUUCCAGUGGAUGCUUUUUAUCAAUAUUCUGGAUGUUCAAUUUGAUUCAAAACCAGUUGAAUACUUUUAAAGAGCUGUAUGAUAUAGCCAUUUGGGAUAUUGUAAUCCCAUCUGCAACUUCUGGCUCCUUGUACUCACCUCUUCACCCCAUCAUCAACCUAUGUCUGCUUCCAUCCCCUCCAUGAAUCACUGAGAUUCCGUCAAAUACUUUACUGAAUGUGUAAGUAUUCAAAGACUAUUCCUGGUUCUUAAUGUAUCAUAAUCGUUCCCUAUUCUGCCCACUUUACCAAUACAAGAUUUUGAUGUCAAUUUGCUGAAAAAUAUUUGCCAAAAUACAAAUCUUGUAUGUGUGUGAUGUGAUAUCGAU
Tachyglossus aculeatus (Australian echidna) is the source of this 2517-nucleotide messenger RNA. RefSeq names its product glypican 3 (gene GPC3). Gene Ontology annotation, biological process: cell migration; regulation of protein localization to membrane; positive regulation of canonical Wnt signaling pathway. The transcript has 8 exons. NCBI's taxonomy places the organism in Eukaryota, Metazoa, Chordata, Mammalia, Monotremata, Tachyglossidae. The record is from RefSeq and is a predicted model, not a curated record. Gene Ontology annotation, cellular component: cell surface; extracellular region; plasma membrane. Bases 124 to 1851 code for a protein of 575 amino acids.